Messenger RNA from Emiliania huxleyi CCMP1516, 1518 nucleotides. RefSeq lists its product as hypothetical. The record is from RefSeq and is a predicted model, not a curated record. The coding region runs from base 1 to 1518 and encodes 505 amino acids. The transcript is spliced from 10 exons. NCBI's taxonomy places the organism in Eukaryota, Haptophyta, Isochrysidales, Noelaerhabdaceae.
AUGGCGCUCAUCUCGCUGGUGCUCGUGGCCGCCACCACGCUGCACCCGACCAAGUUUCGGGCAGCGUGCGGCGGCGCCGACUCUCGGCGCUCGGCCAGCAUCAGCAUGGACGCCGUGCGCUCGCCGGCGGAGGGCGGGCCUUCGACGGCAGCAGAGGUGGAGUUCCCUCCGGAGGCCUCUCCGCUCGUGCAGCUGCAGCGGGGUGCCGUCUUCGCCUCAAGGGCACUGCCGAUCGCAUUCUCGUACAUCCGCCUGUACACCGCACUGCGCUUUCGGGAGCGGGCGCUCGGGCAGUGCCUGGACGAGGAGGCGUGCGAGGUGCUGUGGACCGAGCAGCACGAAGCCGGCUCGAUCAGCUUCGCUUCGUACACGGACCGGCUGGCGGGCCUGACUGACCUGGUCGACCCGAUGCCGUACUCGCUCGUGCGGGCGGUGGAGCUGCUGCACGACGGGGAGGCAUUCGACGACGUCUUUGCUCAGUUCGACGACCAGCCGCUCGGCGCCGCGUCGGUGGCGCAGGUGCAGCUCUCCGACGAGUUCGACUUCAUCAAGGAGGCGGCGGCGAUGGAGCGGAUCGGCGCCGCCCUCAGCACCGACCCAGCCACGGGCUCGCCUCGGCCUCCUCCCGUGGUCACGCCGCGCCCCGUCGGAGGGCUGGUGACGAAGCGCGUGCUCGUGAUGGACUACUUGCGCGGCGAGCCGCUCUCGCGCGCCGUCGAGGCAUGCGAGCCGCUCUCGCGCGCCGUCGAGGCGAUGGAGGCGCGCGGCAUCGACCCGGACUCGGCGGAGGCGCAGCUCUUCGGCCGAAAGCUGCUGAGCGCCCUGACCGAGGCGCGCCCCCUCCCCCGCCCCCUCCCCGCCCCCUCUCGCCACGCACACUUGCUGCGCGCGCCACAACCAGCGUUCGGCCUCACCAUCCUCGAGGGCGGCUUCUUCCACGCGGACCCGCACCCGGGCAACAUCUUCGUGCUCGACGACGGCCGCGUCGGGCUCAUCGACUUCGGCCAGGUCAAGCAGAUCGGGGCGCGCGCGUCGACGACGCUGGCCAAGGACGAGGCGCAGCUCGACGAGAUCUCUCGCCUCGCUCUCGAGCUCGGCGUGCGGCUCCGCGACGGCUCGCCGCGCGAGGGGCCCGGGCCAGCGGCGACGGCGAUCUGGCUCUUUGACGGCUCGGUCGACACGCUGCCAGGAGGCUUCGACACCAACGAGCUCUCGCCGAACUCGCCGGUCCUCAUCAAGGGCAUCGCCUCCCGCCUCGGCGUCCGCUGGUCGCUGGCCUCGGAGUGGGCGCCGAUCGCGCGCCGGCUCCUCGCUCGCCAGUCCGCGGCGAGGUCGCCGUUCGGCGCACCUCCCCGCCUCCGGAGCAUCGUGCGGCUGCUGGGGCAGUGGGCGGCGGCCAAGCUGAGCGCCGUGGUGCUCGCACUCCCGCCGCCGCUGCGAAGGCUCGUUGCUGCCGUCGCGCUCCGUUGCUCAAAGCGAGGGUCGUCGCCCACUGGUCAGCUCGCCACGCAGAGUUGA